Molecule: messenger RNA, 1446 nt
Organism: Suricata suricatta (meerkat)
Lineage: Eukaryota; Metazoa; Chordata; Mammalia; Carnivora; Herpestidae
Gene: CNIH3
Product: cornichon family AMPA receptor auxiliary protein 3
Exons: 6
Coding region: 188-670 (160 amino acids)
Biological process (GO): vesicle-mediated transport; regulation of AMPA receptor activity
Cellular component (GO): dendrite; synapse
Source: RefSeq, a predicted model, not a curated record
UCUCUGCCCUGCCUCGGGGGCCCUCUGGCUGCUGUCGUCCGCCGAGUGCUCGCCGCCCCUGACCGAGAGUGUCCCGCGGGCCUGCCUCCUUCCAGCCGCCGGCCUUGACGCUGGGGUGCCGACCUGGUCCUGCCUGCCCUCUCCCCUCCGGGAGGGAGCGCGGUCCUCCGAGGCCCCGCCGCCGGCCAUGGCCUUCACUUUCGCCGCUUUCUGCUACAUGCUGUCCCUGGUGCUGUGCGCCGCACUCAUCUUCUUCGCCAUCUGGCAUAUAAUUGCCUUUGAUGAAUUAAGGACAGAUUUUAAGAGCCCCAUAGACCAGUGCAACCCUGUUCAUGCGAGGGAACGGCUGAGGAACAUUGAACGCAUCUGCCUUCUCCUGAGAAAGCUGGUGCUGCCAGAAUACUCCAUCCACAGCCUCUUCUGCAUCAUGUUCCUGUGUGCUCAGGAGUGGCUCACCCUGGGGCUCAACGUGCCCCUUCUUUUCUAUCACUUCUGGAGGUACUUCCACUGCCCGGCAGACAGCUCGGAGCUGGCCUACGACCCGCCCGCCGUCAUGAACGCAGACACCCUGAGUUACUGUCAGAAGGAGGCCUGGUGCAAGCUGGCGUUCUACCUGCUGUCUUUCUUCUACUACCUCUACUGCAUGAUCUACACGCUAGUGAGCUCUUAACCUGGAUGGCGCCAGUCACCAGAGACGGGGACGGGAGAGGCCGGAGGCGGAGUUCACGUGUGCUGGCUGGUGUUGGGGAAAGGCCCGGACUGGGGUGCGUGAGAGACACCUGCGGACGGCAGAUUCCUGCAGCAGCGGGGACCGAGGUCCUGGAGCGCUGGGGUUGCUGCCCAGCCCGAAUCUGGGUUGUGAUCCCAUCUGGGCCAUGGGACCUCUCCUGAGCGAGGACUGCUGUUUCCUUUGCGCAGCCCCCCUGACCGCCCGGUGCCGUCUGCGCAGAUCCCUGGACCUCGGGAGGGGGUGGCUGGCAGGCCCAGGACCUGCCCAGGUGUCUCAGACUGCCCAAGUGUCCUGUGUUUCCUCAGAGCCACGCCCUGUGCUCCCGUGGGAGGGUCUGUCAGGGGCCGAAGAUUCACCUUUGGCUCCCACCAGCCCUGAGCCUUCGGGCCGUCGGCGGGAGCUGGGGCUCAGGCCGCUGGUCAUGCGUUAUGUCCAAAGUCACAGGGGAGGCGGGAAUCAGAGGGGAAAAUGAGUUUUUAAAACAUUUUCAUGUUCAGGGUGUUAGUUCUUUGCCACCACAGACUGUAUUCUUCUGCCGACGAUCCAAAACCGUCGCAGAAUCAACGGAUGCAAAUCGACCGGUCAACAUUGUCAAUGCCGCCUUCUCUUGAGGACCCCGAACAGUGGCGCCUGGGAAAUGCCCCGCACCUGCUCUGUGCUGUGUGUGUUCGGUGGCCAGGAGGCAAGACGCAUGAUUACAGCCUUUUGCGAUUCUA